AUGUCUGAAUUAUCUGCUACUAGUUUUCCCGAGAAUGCGGUUCCUAAAGCUCCAGAGGAUCCCCUCUUCGGGCUGAUGGCUGCUUAUCGUGCUGAUACUUUUGAUAAGAAGGUUGACUUGGGCAUUGGUGCUUAUAGGACCAACGAUGCAAAACCUUGGGUUCUGCCAGUUGUUAAGAAGGCUGAUGAGAUCCUUCGCAAUGACCCCGCUUUAAACCACGAAUACCUUCCCAUCGCCGGUCUCAACACUUUCACAUCCGCUGCUGCGAAACUUAUGUUAGGAGCUGAUUCUCCAGCUCUCGCCGAUAAACGUGCUUAUUCCAUUCAAGCUAUCUCCGGUACUGGAGCUGUUCAUCUCGGUGCUCUCUUUUUCAAGAAAUUCUACCCCAAUUCUCCAACCGUUUAUUUGAGUAACCCAACAUGGGUAAAUCAUCAUCAAAUCUUCUCCAAUGUUCACCUUCCAGUUGCUACAUAUCCAUACUUCUCAAAAUCUACAAAGGGUUUGGAUUUCGAUGGCAUGAAGAGUACCAUCCAAAAUGCUCCUGAUAAGAGUGUUAUUCUCUUACACGCUUGUGCACAUAACCCCACUGGUGUUGAUCCAACAAAAGACCAAUGGAAAGAACUUGCCGUCCUCCUGAAACAAAAACAACAUUUCCCUUUCUUCGAUUGCGCAUACCAAGGAUUUGCUUCCGGUGAUUUGGCAAAUGAUGCAUGGGCCAUUCGUUAUUUCAUCGAGCAAGGCUUUGAGCUUUGUAUCGCUCAGUCUUUUGCCAAGAAUCUUGGUCUAUAUAGUGAACGUGCCGGAUGUUUCCACUUCGUAACUGGAGCGGCUCCAGACGCGGAACAGACGAUUGGUAGAAUUGCAAGUCAAUUGACCCUUUUACAGAGAUCCGAAAUCUCAACUCCUCCAGCAUAUGGUGCUAGAAUCGCAAGCACAAUCUUAAACGACGAAGCUUUAUUCAAGGAGUGGGAAGAAAACUUAAAGGAAAUGUCCGGAAGAAUCAUGACCAUGCGCAAAGAACUUCGAUCAAAGCUAGAAGAGAUGGGUACACCUGGAAAAUGGAACCAUAUCACUGAUCAAAUCGGCAUGUUUUCAUUCACAGGGUUGACUGAAAAGCAAGUCUUGGAAUUGAGAAGCGAGGCUCAUGUGUAUAUGACGAACAAUGGAAGAAUCAGUAUGGCGGGAUUGAACACGAAUAAUAUUGGUUAUUUUGCACAAGCUGUGGAUAAGGUUGUUAGGAAGACUCAACAGGAGACUGCGAACCUUUAA
Molecule: messenger RNA, 1269 nt
Organism: Sclerotinia sclerotiorum 1980 UF-70
Lineage: Eukaryota; Fungi; Ascomycota; Leotiomycetes; Helotiales; Sclerotiniaceae
Exons: 2
Coding region: 1-1269 (422 amino acids)
Biological process (GO): L-aspartate biosynthetic process
Cellular component (GO): cytosol
Molecular function (GO): pyridoxal phosphate binding; L-aspartate:2-oxoglutarate transaminase activity
Source: RefSeq, a predicted model, not a curated record